CCCGUGGUCAAGGUCGAUGCGCCUCCGCUGAGCAGCCCCGCUUCCUGCGGAGGGAAGGAGGGAGCCUCCUUGGGAAGGAGGGCGAUGGAGGUCAACUGUUUAACACUACAAGACCUGAUCAGCCCCAGGCAGCCCAGGCUAGAAUUUGUGAUUGAAGAUGGGGAAAAUGCACAAAAGGAAAAUAUAUUUGUUGAUCGAUCCAGGAUGGCCCCAAAGACGCCAAUGAAAAAUGAACCGAUUGAUUUAUCGAAGCAAAAAACCUACACACCCGAAAUAAAUCCAAUUACACCAGUUAAGUUUGCUGACCGGCCUCAGGCAGAGCCCUGGACCCCUACAGCUAACCUGAAGAUGCUCAUUAGUGCAGCUAGUCCUGACAUGAGAGACCGGGAAAAGAAGAAGGAGCUGUUCAGACCAAUUGAAAACAAGGAUGAUGCAUUCUCAGACUCACUGCAGCUUGAUGCUAUUGGGGAUGGCCCUGUGAAUGAAUUUGAAAAGCAUCGAACAAGCAGAAAGCAGAAGAGUUUAGGACUCUUGUGCCAAAAGUUUCUGGCUCGCUAUCCUAGUUACCCCUUAUCCACGGAGAAAACGACAAUAUCCCUGGAUGAAGUGGCCGCCAGUCUGGGUGUAGAACGGAGACGCAUCUAUGACAUCGUGAAUGUGUUGGAGUCCCUGCAUAUGGUUAGCCGGGUGGCCAAAAAUCAAUACGGCUGGCACGGAUGGCACGGCCUCCAGAAAACCUUGAAGAACCUCCAGAGACUAGGAAAAGAACAGAAAUAUGAAGAGCAGAUGGCCUACUUUCACCAAAAGGAGCUCGACCUAGUGGAGUAUAAAUUUGGAGAGCGGAAGAGGGAGGGCUUCCUGGAUUCCCAAGACCAACAGUUAUUGGAUUUCUCUGAGCCUGACUAUGCCUCUAUAUCUGCAAACAGCAGGAAGGACAAAUCUUUGCGAAUUAUGAGCCAGAAGUUUGUCAUGCUGUUCCUUGUCUCCAAGACGAAGAUAGUCACCCUAGACAUCGCCGCCAAGAUCCUGAUUGAAGAGAGCCAGGAUGUUGCUGAUCAUAGCAAGUUUAAAACAAAGGUACGAAGGCUCUAUGACAUUGCCAACGUUCUGACCAGCCUGGUGCUCAUUAAGAAAGUUCACGUGACCGAAGAGCGAGGUCGGAAGCCAGCAUUCAAAUGGAUCGGUCCUGUGGAUUUCAGCACAGAAAAUGGUGAACAACUCGUAGGUGUUUCAACAUCUGCUCUGCCAGAACUGAAAACAGAGCCACGCUCCCCUUUUCAGCCCUGUGUGAAGCAAAGACUGGCCCGCCAUAGCUCCUUCAACGUGAUUCCCACUUCAGACGGGAUCAAAAGGAAAGUGAGCUCAGAACCCAGCAGCCCUCACCGAGGAGAGCGAGGUUCAGAUGAAUAUUGCUCGAAAAUAGUCAACCUGGCAGCUGCCUGCAGGCAGAAGAUAGAUGAAGAUUCACAGAAUCAGGGAUGUAUCAGUAAAAAGAUGUUACACUCAUCAGGCAAGCUCGACCCUGUUCCUCCUUUCCCAGGUCAUCCUCAGGACUCAGAAUAUUGCUUUCAUCCAUUAUCCCACCAAGUAUUCUCUAAUGCCCCAGCAGACCUGUCGCCAAUUCAUCUGCAGAAUGGUCUCGAUGGACACGUAGCUCUCGUACCCACUCCCACAGCCUCCAAAGCAGAGAGCUUGAAGCCCACCGUGCUCCCCAAUCAACCUUUGGUCUAUGUUCCCUCUACUUCUCUCUUCAUGCUAUAUGGAAGCCUCCAGGAAGGCCACCCCAAACCAGACAAGGGCUGGGAUACUCCCGACGUGGCACAGACCUCCUGCUUCUCCACGGAACUGUCAGCUCUUCCCCUUGUGAGCUCUCACAAGCGCAGGCCUCAGCAAGCUCAGGAGCCAGCUGCUAAGAGACAGAGCACAGAGAUUGAGGAUGGCCCGCUCUCGCUGGUGUUGCCCAAGAAACUCACAGACUCUACCGAUGUUGCCUCUCCCGGGAGUAUUGGUAGUGUAGGUACCAUGCCCUUAGAAGCUUUUCAGGGGUACCCAGAAAUGCCCCUUGCUGUGGAGGCAGCAAGAAAAACUACAAUCCAGUGCCUAGCUACCCCUAAGAGGAAGAAUCCUUUGAGAAAUGCAGACAUUGAAAAGUCUUCAAAAGAAAGAGAAAAUCUCUCUGAAGAAAACACCAAAGAUCCGUCUCAGCCACAAUAUCUUUAUGUGCAGUCUGCGCCUGGAUUAAAUGGUUUUAAUUUCCUGCUGCCUGCCCACCAGGCUGCCAAUGCUGUUGGACCAUCUCCAAGUCAGUUGACUUCUCUCCAUGUUCCAUGCAUGGUUGUGCCGUCUACAGCCCUGGCCCCAGUGCCUUUUUUCUAUUCUCCGGCAAUCAACAGUCCAGUGCCUUCUUCUGGCCCAGUGAAUUUUGGCUUACCAGGCCUCAGAUCAUCAAGUCAGCUCCUUGUUGGCACCAACAUGGUUAAUCCAAAGACAUCAAAAGUCCCAUCCACGGAACCACAACAUCCAGGCCAGUCUCCAGUUAACCUAAGCCCUGGGGCAUCCAGGUCCCGUAAUACAAUCACGCCUGAUUCCCCUAUUUGCAUGGGUCACCUGGUAACAAUUAUGAAACUACCCCAGUCACCAGGCCCAAUGACACCCAAGAGCAUCCGGCCGCCAUGCUGCGAGACCUUCUUCAAAACUCCUGGCAGCCUUGGAGAACCUGUGACUUGGAGAAAAAUUGAAGGGAGUCAAAGAAAUUUAAGCUCUGCCCAGAGGAGACUCCAGAUAUCCAGUGGCAGUCCUGAUUAACUGUAGUGUAGCCACAUGGAAUGGAGAAACCCACCAGGGAUCUUAACACUUGUUAUAAGGGGCAUGCUAGUCCCUAAUGGGCUGUUUAUACUACAGAGCUUAAGAGUAUCUUUUCCCAUUCUCUUCCACUAGUCCUGUUAACUCUCCCUCCUUUCAAGUCAUACAUAUUCCUGAAAGUAAUUUUUUAUUAAUUGCUCAUUUAACAGCCAUGAGGUUACAAACACUAUACAGCAGUGAAAGCAUUGACUCACAGUUGUGGUUUCAACGUCUUCUUGCUCUUAAGUCGACUGAAGAAGCUACCAGAGUCUUGUGGUUUGGGAAAAGGUGAGCUGUCUAGCACUUAACUAGAGUAAUCAUUCCUUACUUUACAUAGACUGAACUUACCCUGAGUAAAUCUGUGGUAAAACCAAUUACUUUCUGCAAUUAAAAACUUAACUGCUCUCUGAGUCUCUGUCGGUUAAAGACAGCAUCAUCUAUACAUUCUACUUUUGUAUUUAUUUUGUUCCUGAAAUGGGACUUAGUGGGAAGAAAAAAAGAAGUUUACAACUACAGAAAAACAGAUUUUCUCAGGGCAUGACUACUUGAAUGUUAAUACUAUUUCCUCUGUAAUUUGCCCUAUACUUAAAAAUCCUAAUCACCUAUGGAUGAAUGUAUACAUGUGAAAAAAAAAAAGUUAAGACCAGAAUAACUGUGAAGAAUAACAUGCUAUGAUAUAUGUCGUGUAAAUGAAUUGUACUAACAUUAUUUGUGCAGGUAAGAAAUGAGGUGAAAGAUAGGGGGACAAUAGUUAGUGCUCAAGUAUCCAAGUGAAAAGUUAGUUUUUGGUGCUAUGUUUUCAAAUCCCAUACUUUCAGUUUCCUUCCCUCCUCCCACCAAUCCCAUCCCACCCACACCCCAUCACCACUACCACAUUCUUUUUCACAAUGUGAAAUUUAAUGAAACAAUUGGGAGCAAAUUCUUUCUAGCACUUUCUGUUGAGUUCAAAUGAGAAAUGUAGAAAUUCUCCUUGUAGAGUAUGUCUGAGGGGAAGAAACUUGGGAUGUUUUGCCAGGUAUCCAAAUUAGGAAAAUGACUUAAGAUGGAUAAAUUAGUAUAGGAAAAACCAGCACUCUUUUCUUUGACUCAUUUCUUUAUUCUUGCAAGGGGCAAAGGAGAGAAUAGGUACAUUGUAAUUAAGUAUCUAAGAGUACUCAAACGAGAAUUGUUUGAUAUUCGGGAGGAAUAAGAAUGGUUAGUUUACAGGUUUUGAAUAUAUUGUCAUAAACAGUAGUCCAAGUGCCUUUCUACUGUAUCCCUCUGAUCAACCACAUGACUUUGUUGUAACAAGUAUGAAGAUGCCCAGAAGGGUACUGCUGAUUUCUAAAUGUGCUGGCAUUUAUCUCAUUCGCUCUUUAGAAUAGAUUUAUCCUUUUUUCCCUGCUAUUUUUCCUGGAUAUUUAGAAUCCCCUAACCUGGUCCCAAUAAAAUGUUAUCCAAAAAAAAAAAAGAAUUAAAAUAUUGAUUUAAGUGACUCUGGGAGUCUGAUUAGCUUUUUAUUAACCAAUCCAAUUCAACAAGCAUUUAUUAAGCACCUGCCCUGUGCCAGGCACUAUGUUAGGUGCUAGAGAUACAGAGGCAAAAAUCAAAUAAUCCUUCUUCUCAAGAACUUACAUUCUACUGAAUGAAACAGGAAAGUAAUAAUAAUCUUAAAGCCUUCAAGGUAGGCAGCUUCAUUAAAUAAAAAUGCCAUUUUUUUUUACUUAAAGUUUUAUAGACACUACACUUUUAAAGUUUACAUAAUUCUUUUUUCUUUUUUAUUCGCUCUUCUGAAUAACUCUUAGAAGCUAAACAAAUAAAUAGAAAGCAGCAGUUUUGUUGCUAUGUGAAAAAUGAGAUGAACUAUUGGAGGCCACCAGUUAGCACCCAUGUGAUUGAGAGAAAGAGAGGGCUGACCUUGGAGCCAAGGUGUGUGACACCUGAGUGAAUCACUUCAUUUCCCCAUGCUCCAGACAACUCUCUAAAAUGGCAAAUUACAGAGGUGUCAACCUGCGUUGGUAGAAGGAAUUUCCUCCUCCUAGGAGCUCCCUGUCAAUGAAAUCACAGGUUCAGUCCCUGUCCUAUCAAUGAUUGAAGAUAGAGAUGAACCUGAGCUAAUAGAGAUAGAUAAUGAUUUGACCUUAUUAGGUAGAUAAUGUGAUAUAUAGGCUAUAAAUCUGUACAGGGUACAAGUUUUUUUUUUAUCAUAGGCCAAGUAUAAGAUUUUCUCCGUAACGUUUUCACUGAGAUGGCCUAUAUUUUAUAUCAAAACUGUUUUGUCUUUCUGUCCCCCACCCCAAUCUUCCCACUGUACCUGAAAACUCACCACUUAAUAUCUUUUCUUGAUUCCUUUACUCUCUCACUUUGUAUCUCUUUCCUGUAUGGUGUGCCUCUAACCACGAGGGAUACAACAUGUAGGAAGGAUGCCUGGAAUCUUGGGGGAUCCCGAGAACCUCCUAUCCCAUAUCUCUCAUUUCUGCAGGACUGGUGAUGGGACAGCCAUACUUGGCGACCUAAGACCAGAACAUGGUUCCUAAAGUAUCCAACAUCCACUUCUAAAGGUGUGGCCUUGAUAAAAAGAGACCACAAAGAUCAUUACUUUUGGGGACAGUGCCUCCAACAGAAUACCUUUCAGUACUUGAGCUGCUGAACUCAAUUUGGGGGAGAUUUUUUUUUUUAGUAGUAAAGAAGCAAUGGCAAUCUAGACUCUAACACUGUAUAAUGUAAAAGGAAAAAAAAUGUCAGCAAUGCUGCUAGGACAAUGCAGUCUUUGUAUUUGCACUGAGGAAGGUGCACACAUGGCCCAGGGUUUGUGAAACCCUUCCAUCCUGGUACAAGUGUUGGGGACAUAACUUAUAUACUUGAAUCUACCAACCAAGUUUACAUUUCUCAAGUUCUUUUUAAAAAGGUGCUAUUUCUGUAUUUAAAAAAGCUGUAUUUUUUUUCCUCCAUGUAAAGCUGCUUGCUGUUUAUAUUAUUGCACUGCUAGUUUUCUGUAGUUAUUAAUGUUAUUGCUGCUUGUAGCUUUCUUCCUAUCAUUUCUCCCUUUCCUUCCUUCUCCUUAGCUAUGUUCUCUAUAACUGCAUAUAAUUUUAUUUACUAC
This is a messenger RNA of Vombatus ursinus (common wombat), 5923 nucleotides long. RefSeq names its product E2F transcription factor 7 (gene E2F7). Gene Ontology annotation, biological process: regulation of transcription by RNA polymerase II. The record is from RefSeq and is a predicted model, not a curated record. The transcript is spliced from 13 exons. Gene Ontology annotation, molecular function: DNA-binding transcription factor activity, RNA polymerase II-specific; RNA polymerase II cis-regulatory region sequence-specific DNA binding. NCBI's taxonomy places the organism in Eukaryota, Metazoa, Chordata, Mammalia, Diprotodontia, Vombatidae. Gene Ontology annotation, cellular component: RNA polymerase II transcription regulator complex. Bases 85 to 2805 code for a protein of 906 amino acids.